Messenger RNA from Drosophila montana, 1357 nucleotides. Its product is annotated as protein FAM185A. Lineage: Eukaryota; Metazoa; Arthropoda; Insecta; Diptera; Drosophilidae. Bases 228 to 1337 code for a protein of 369 amino acids. The transcript is spliced from 3 exons. The record is from RefSeq and is a predicted model, not a curated record.
AUUUGUACCAGAAAUAAAAAAUAAAUUUAACAUUUAUCUAAAAUGAAAAUUUGCUAUCUUAUAAAAGUAUUUGUUUACAUAUUUGGUACAUUUUAUUAAAACCAGUGUACUCAUUUAUAGUACUGCUUAACGCAUCGUAGCAACAGUGCUGUGCAGCAAUACAACUAAACAGCUGUUUGAUAAAAGCUGUAAACAAAUCGAAGGCGCCCUUCGUAAAUUUCUAAAUAAUGCAAAUAUUACAACGUUUGUAUUGCUUGCCGGCUACACCAAUACAAAGCUAUUUCCGACACUACGCCAAGAAACCAAAAUUGGGCAUGGCGAUCAACCGGCGCAUGGUGCACCAGGAGUUAUUGCGUUAUGUAAACCCUUAUGCACGUAUUAAUAUUAAAUCGGACAUAUCCGUGCAUGUGGAGCCUGCUGAUGUCCAUGUGCACACCAGUGGCAAUGUGUUUAUAGCACAGCUGCUCGGUGGUCCAAUGUCCAACUGCAAAGCCAAGCUGGAUGUGGAUGUUUGUGAUGAUGAAAAGGUCGUGAAUGUGUUAGUUAAAAAGCUAACCGAACAAAACUCGCAUUUUAAAUGUCAUGUGAAAAUUCCUGUACAAGCCGAGGUGCACAUUGAUGCGGACGCCAAAGUUACAGUACAGGGCAUUCAAGGCGUGGCACUAAAGAUUAAGGCAUCUGGGGACAUAGUCACCAAGAACGUGCGCGCCACAGACAUUUCACUAUAUAGCGAAAAUGGCAAUAUCAUCUGUGAGGGCACGCUGCUGGGCAAGUGCACAGAAAUCGAAACACACAAUGGGAACAUCAAUCUGGACAAGCUGCAGGGCGACAGCUUGAAAUGCUCCACACAGGCUGGCGACAUUAACACAGAUAGCUGUUAUGUGCAGAAAUCCAAGUUUGAAACUACAACCGGGCGCAUGGAGCUUAAGAAUGUGCACAAGACAAGCGAAGUGUAUGUGCACCAAGCGGGCGACCUAAAGAUGACCGGCGUACAUGGCAACCUGAGCGUGGUUUCCAAUGGCGGCAGCAUGAACUUGCAGCUGUCCGAGCUGAAUGGCAAAAGUAAUAUUGUGGCGCAGAAUCUCAUAGACGAAGCCAUCAUCAACAUAUCCGAGGCCAUUGAGAAUAUUACCAUAGAAGUAAAAGCCAGUCAGGUUAAUCUAAACAACGAGCUGGAGCAUGUGUCCCAUGCACUGAGCGAAGACAAAAGUAAAUUCCUCCUGAACAAUGGCAAUGAGCAUCAUUUAGUCAUCAGCAGCACCGGGGAGAAUGGCGUGCGCCUGGGCAAGCAGUCCUGGACUGAUUCAUUGCGUCAAAAAAUAAAAUUAGCUGAAUAAAAUUAAGCUUUAACCAAUAA